Schistocerca gregaria is the source of this 1512-nucleotide messenger RNA. RefSeq names its product gamma-aminobutyric acid receptor alpha-like. Gene Ontology annotation, molecular function: GABA-A receptor activity; neurotransmitter receptor activity; extracellular ligand-gated monoatomic ion channel activity. Gene Ontology annotation, cellular component: synapse; membrane; neuron projection. The record is from RefSeq and is a predicted model, not a curated record. The transcript has 11 exons. Gene Ontology annotation, biological process: signal transduction; regulation of membrane potential; nervous system process. NCBI's taxonomy places the organism in Eukaryota, Metazoa, Arthropoda, Insecta, Orthoptera, Acrididae. Bases 193 to 1512 code for a protein of 439 amino acids.
GCCGUCGCCGCCGCCAGCGCCACCGCCUCCGCCGCGCCCCCGCAGUCGCCGCAGGAGCUGGCGAGGUCCGCCGGCGCGCAGUGGAACAACCAUCGCAACAUCUCGGAGCUGCUGGACAACCUGCUCAGCGGGUACGACAACAGCGUCCGGCCAGACUUCGGCGGUCCCCCGGCUAUCGUGGAAGUAGACAUCAUGGUGCGCAGUAUGGGGCCGAUAUCCGAAGUAGACAUGACGUAUUCGAUGGACUGCUACUUCCGGCAGUCGUGGGUAGACCGGCGGCUGGCGUUCACCGGCGGCUCCAAGGAGACGCUGGCGCUGAGCAUCUCGAUGCUGGCGCGCAUCUGGAAGCCGGACACUUACUUCUACAACGGGAAGCAGUCCUACCUGCACACCAUCACCACGCCCAACAAGUUCGUGCGGCUCUACCGGGACGGGCGCGUCCUCUACUCCUCCAGGUUGACGAUCAAGGCCGGCUGCCCCAUGAACCUGGAGGACUUCCCCAUGGACACGCAGCGCUGCCCGCUCAAGUUCGGAAGCUUCGGCUACACGACGACGGACGUGGUGUACCGCUGGAACCGGCAGCGCACGGUGGCCAUCGCGGAGGACAUGAAGCUGUCGCAGUUCGACCUGAUCGCCACGCCGUCCGCCAACCAGACGGACGUCCUCAAGUCCGGCGAGUACUCGAUGCUGCUGGUGAGCUUCCACCUGCAGCGGCACAUGGGCAACUUCCUGAUCCAGGUGUACGGCCCCUGCGUGCUGCUCGUCGUCCUCUCGUGGGUCUCCUUCUGGCUCAACCGCGAGGCCACCGCCGACCGCGUCUCUCUCGGAAUAACGACCGUACUGACGAUGACCUUCCUGGGCCUCGAAGCAAGGACCGACCUCCCAAAGGUGCCCUAUCCCACCGCCCUCGACUUCUUCGUGUUCCUCUCGUUCGCUUUUAUUUUUGCAACCAUCAUACAGUUCGCCGUGGUGCACUACUUCACCAAGUAUGGCUCCGGGGAGUGCUACUUCAGCUCCGACCUCAGCUCCGUCUCCAGCUCCGACGACGAGGACGAGGACACGUGGUCGGCGCGGCGCAGGCGCACCAUCGAGCUGCCGCUGUGCCAUCUGCGGGUUUCCUGUCCGUCGCUCUGCCAGCAGCAGCAGCAGCGGGCGGUACAGGAACGCUCCUGUGGGGUUCACAGGUCCGUGUCCUGCCUGAGCCGCCCCCCGGAGGCUUCCCCGCAGCCCCCGCUGUCAGCCGGCGAGGCCGGCGGCGGCAGCCUGCAGCAGCCGCAGCUGCAGAUGCAGCACCAGCAGUUGCAGCUGCAGCAGCCGCACGCCUGCCGCUCGGCGCCCAGGAAGAAGCGGCGCACGCCGCGCUUCAACUCCGUCUCCAAGAUCGACCGCGCGUCGCGCAUCGUCUUCCCGCUGUGCUUCCUCGCCAUCAACAUGUUCUACUGGUACUCCUACCUGUGGCGCAGCCGCCGCCUCUACCACGUGCGCGCCAGCGGCGACGCGGCCGCGUCGUAG